CAUUCGCUGUUUCAACCAUCGGGAAUUUAGGGCAUUUAGCGAUCUGCACCCGCAGGUGGGGAGGCUUGCAAGGCAAACGCGCGGCUCUCAUCAUUUGGAACAAUUCCAGCAGAACAACUACCGCCAUGCUCGCCGUUCGGUCACUCCCCCGUGUUGCCAGUGCCGCUACUGGUCAACCGGCGAUUUCGUUUGGCGUUCAAACUCGUAACAUGGCAACUUUGAAAGAGAUCUCCGUUCGAUUGAAGUCUGUGUCGAACAUUGCCAAAAUUACAAAGUCAAUGAAGAUGAUUGCCUCUACAAAGGUUACCAAGGCACAGCGGGUGAUGGAAACCGCUCGGGUGUACGGUAACUCUGCCACAGCUCUCUACCAGCAUACUGGUACGUCGACCAACGAAGAAAGUGGCAAGCCCUUGGUCGUCGUUGUAUCCUCGGAUCGUGGAUUGUGUGGAGGUAUCCACAGUUCAUUAUCCAAAACCACCCGGAAGUAUUUGUCUGCCCAUCCCGAGGCUGCGCUAGCAAUCUUGGGUCAGAAGGCCAAGGCGCAGCUGCAGCGUGACAGCCGUCAGCAGAUUGUUGUGACUUUCGACAGUGUCGCAAAGAACCUGCCUACGUGGACCGAAGCGGCUCUGAUUGCGGAUGAGAUCUUGAAGACGGGAAUCGAGUUCGAGACUGCCAAUAUCAUUUACAAUAAGUUCAAAUCUGUUAUUGCAUUUGACACCGUCAUUGUUCCUGUUCACUCGUACAAAGCGCUUUUGGAGUCUCCCAAAUUGUCUGCCUACGAGGUGGAAGACCCCGUGCUGAAGAACUACGAGGAGUUUACUUUGGCCAACACCGUUUUCUGGGGUAUUGCUGAGGGGAAUGCAUCCGAAAUGGCGGCCAAGCGUACGGCCAUGGAGAACGCUACAAAAAAUGCUGGCGAGAUGAUCCAGAAGUUGACUUUGACCUACAACCGCUCUCGUCAAGCUACUAUCACAAACGAACUGAUUGACAUUAUCACUGGUGCCAUGGCCGUUUAAACCCGGGUAGUGGGAUGUAUACCUUUAUUAAGCAUGAAUGGUGGGCCUCUAGAUCAAAUAGACUGUGGUGGUCCAUCAUGAAGUAACAUAACAACUACCUAUGAGCCUCUUCUCAUUAUGACUCCGAGCACAUGUAAUCGAAACUUCAGUCAUCACAAGCGUCGUCUAUGUAGUAUAGGCUUUGCAUGAAAAAGUGGCUCGCGUCGAGCGUCCCUGCGUCACCGACACAAAUGACAUCUCC
Molecule: messenger RNA, 1257 nt
Organism: Spizellomyces punctatus DAOM BR117
Lineage: Eukaryota; Fungi; Chytridiomycota; Chytridiomycetes; Spizellomycetales; Spizellomycetaceae
Product: ATP synthase F1, gamma subunit
Exons: 8
Coding region: 126-1016 (296 amino acids)
Biological process (GO): proton motive force-driven ATP synthesis
Molecular function (GO): proton-transporting ATP synthase activity, rotational mechanism
Source: RefSeq, a predicted model, not a curated record